AGCCGCCCUGGCCCCGAUGGUUCCCGGGCGGCGCGGCCCGCGGCUCGGGGCCCGUAGAGCGGCCCAGGCGGCGGCGCUGGCGGCCUGCUGCGGCCUAACGGUGCUCCGCCUGGGAAACUGGCUGGGAGGCCUCGUCCAGGCGGCGGUUGAGAGCGCGGACAGGGACGUGCUGGGCGUGGACGUGCUCGUGGGGGACGCGUGGGUCGACCCGGUGUUCGGGGUGGGGCGCGUGGAGGGCCUGCAGGUGUUGAACCCCGCGGGCUUCUCGUCUGACCACCUGCUGCGGACCGGACGGCUGGUGCUGGACAUGUGGGCCGAGAAAUCAGCGCAGCGAGGUGAUCCUUCACCUUCUCCCCGCCCUUCUUCCCCUCUCUUAUCCC
Molecule: messenger RNA, 380 nt
Organism: Prorocentrum cordatum
Lineage: Eukaryota; Dinophyceae; Prorocentrales; Prorocentraceae
Source: the annotation of a GenBank genome assembly